CCAUAUGUCACCCUAAAAGGCAAAAAACAAAAACAAAAAACAGACACUUCUUUGUGGUCUUCAGUGUUGUUAAGAGUAAAAGGGGCUCCUAAAUUCAAAGUUUGUGAACCACUCUUCCAGAACAGGCGUUGGUCAUCAACCCUCCACAUUAGAAUUACCUGGUGAAUUGACAUUCAAAUAUGGACACCUGAAUUCCCUUCUAAAGAUUCUGAUUUAAUGGUCAAGGCCUCAGCCCAAGCAUUAAACAAAACAAAACAUUGUUCCCGCCCUCAUCCCCCUUUGUGCAUUCUGAGUUGAACACCACUGCUCUGUAUAGAAUUACCAAUUUAAAUAAAAUAAAGGGGAAAGAGGAACAUGUUAGUGUUAUAGGGGUGCGAUCAGUAAACAGUGCAAUCAGUGAGACAGUGACUAGAUAAGCGACUCCUGCUAAAUUAAAUGAGCAGAAAUGGCAACAAUUUCUAAGGUGGAAGGAUUACUCUGGGAACUGAAAGUAAACUCGAUUAAUCCUACACAGUUGGCUUACUGCUCUUAGUUUUGACUGCUAAAUAUCCUUAUACAGAACUGGCUCUCCCAGAUCCCCUUUCACACCUUCCCAGGCCAGAAUCCACGGCGACGCUUGCCUGCUCGCCACAACCAAAGCCUGGCACCUACAGCUGUCAAGACACCGCCACGUGGAGGAGCCACGUGUCGUGGGUCACGUGGCCUGUGCCAGGUGGAGGGAGGCGGUUGGAGGCGCCUGCGCAACUCCCUGCCUACUGGCACGCUGAUCUCCCGUUCUGAGCGCCGCUUUCCCGCCAGGAAAACACUGGAGCGGUUUUCGGCUUCUUUUCGUUCUCUCCCGUGCUGGUUUUGAGGUGCUGUAGCUUGUUUUUACGUCCAUCGUCCCACCAUGCAGCGUGAAUCUCCGAAAAAGAAGCAGGAGAAGAAGGCGGAGAAACGGAUUUUUGACGCCGGGUCCUUUGGGAAGGACUUGCUCGCAGGUGGGGUGGCAGCGGCUGUGUCCAAGACGGCGGUGGCGCCCAUCGAGCGGGUGAAGUUGCUGCUGCAAGUGCAGGCGUCGUCCAAGCAGAUCAGCCCCGAGGCGCAGUACAAAGGCAUAGUGGACUGUCUGGUGCGGAUUCCGCGAGAGCAGGGUUUCUUCAGUUAUUGGCGUGGCAAUUUGGCAAAUGUUAUCCGGUAUUUUCCAACACAAGCUCUAAACUUUGCUUUUAAAGACAAAUAUAAACAACUUUUCAUGUCCGGAGUUAAUAAAGAAAAACAGUUCUGGAGGUGGUUUUUGGCAAAUCUGGCUGCUGGUGGAGCUGCUGGGGCAACAUCCUUAUGUGUAGUAUAUCCACUAGAUUUUGCUCGAACCCGAUUAGGUGCUGAUAUUGGAAAAGGUCCUGAAGAGCGACAAUUCAAGGGUUUAGGUGACUGUAUUGUGAAAAUAGCAAAGUCAGAUGGAAUUGUUGGUUUAUACCAAGGGUUUGGUGUUUCAGUUCAAGGCAUCAUUGUAUACCGAGCCUCAUAUUUUGGAGCUUAUGACACAGUUAAGGGCUUGUUACCAAAACCAAAGGAAACCCCUUUUCUUAUCUCCUUUUUCAUUGCUCAAGUUGUGACUACAUGCUCUGGAAUACUGUCUUAUCCGUUUGACACAGUUAGAAGACGCAUGAUGAUGCAGAGUGGUGAGACUGAACGGCAAUAUAAAGGAACUUUAGACUGCUUUGUAAAGAUAUACCAACACGAGGGAAUCAGUGCCUUUUUUCGAGGUGCCUUCUCAAAUAUCCUUCGUGGUACAGGGGGUGCUUUGGUGUUGGUGUUAUAUGAUAAAAUUAAAGACUUCCUUAAUAUUGAUAUUGGAAGUAGUUCAUCAGGAGAUUAAUUUGAGAAAUGCAUAUAGUUAACUUUUAAACAUACAAUUACAUAGCUGCCAUUUCUGUACAUUUUGAGAGUGUGUUAUUUUUGUCAGUAUUUUCUUAAAGUGCUAAUGCUGUGAUAAAGCAUAGGCUUUUUUCAAGGAUUUAAACACUAAAAAUCAGAUAAAUGUGGUUUCCUUCCUCCUUAGACUCAAACUAUUUUAAUGACACAUUUUACUUAUUAUAAGAGGUACAUGUUAUUCUAUUAAAUUUUUUCUUUUGUGAUAAAAAUUAAAAUAUAUAAUCUGAAAUCUAAGAAAUGGAACAUCUUUUAAAAUGGUAUUCUUUUAAUAUAAUUGUCUCCCCAUCUUUUAAAAUCAUAUGAUAUGACAAAUAUUUCUUAAAAGCUUAUUAGGGGAUGUCAUCAUGAUAUCUGUGGUCUGGUAAGCUUUCUACAACAUUUGUAUUAAAACAUUUCAGGUAUUACUAUGUAUAGUGUUUAUGGUAUCAUAUAGCUUUUGGUAAGCACAGAUUCUAGAUCUGAUCAUAAAGAAAUUGAUAAUGACUUCAAUGACACUUUAAACCUGUAGUUAGAAAGUAAAAAUAUAAAAAUGACCUAUCCGCUAACUUUUAUCUUUAAAAUAAAUAAAAUCUUGCUUAUGUGACUAUAUGUUGAAACAAAAAAUACCCCCUUGAAAAUUACUUUGUGUACUUUAUAUUGAUGAUAAUAAAGGAACCUUAAAAUUU
Messenger RNA from Sus scrofa (pig), 2582 nucleotides. It is a transcript of the gene SLC25A31, whose product is annotated as solute carrier family 25 member 31. Gene Ontology annotation, biological process: mitochondrial ATP transmembrane transport; mitochondrial ADP transmembrane transport; negative regulation of mitochondrial outer membrane permeabilization involved in apoptotic signaling pathway. The record is from RefSeq and is a predicted model, not a curated record. Gene Ontology annotation, cellular component: mitochondrial inner membrane. Gene Ontology annotation, molecular function: ATP:ADP antiporter activity. NCBI's taxonomy places the organism in Eukaryota, Metazoa, Chordata, Mammalia, Artiodactyla, Suidae.